Messenger RNA from Gadus chalcogrammus (walleye pollock), 4232 nucleotides. RefSeq names its product CD209 antigen-like protein E. Bases 206 to 2728 code for a protein of 840 amino acids. The record is from RefSeq and is a predicted model, not a curated record. The transcript has 7 exons. Gene Ontology annotation, cellular component: cytoskeleton. NCBI's taxonomy places the organism in Eukaryota, Metazoa, Chordata, Actinopteri, Gadiformes, Gadidae.
GUUUGGAUGGGGUAUCGUAGCUGUUCGGUCCGUGGGGACGCCGAUGAGUGUGUGGUCCGUCUCUACCUUUAGCCUCCAGGGCCUUAUAACACCAGCCUGCAACCCUAUGAACUCCAGGAGACCUUAUCUAGAGAACCUCCAGCAGCAUCUAGAGAACCUCCAGAAGAAGUCCUCUAGCUGAAGGUGUCGGACUGCGGCAGAAGAAAUGCAACGGAUGGACAUGGAUGAAGACGGGAUCCGAAACCUCAUGGUUCCUCAAGGGGGGGUGAAGGAACGGUGCCGGCCCUCCAGGUGUCUGACCGCUGGGCUGCUGCUGCUGCUGUGUGCCUCAUCCCUGGCUGGAAACGUAACUCAGUUUUACUUUGGAGGUGGUGUGGGCAAGAGGCUUCACAACGCCUUCACCAAGCAAGAGGAGCAACUACAGGAGAGAUACAGGAACCUGACGAGGAACAGCACGGGUCUGCACGAUAGAUACCAGACUCUGGCUGCCGAGAGAGCCAGUCUUCAACUAAGUAACCACGCUUUGACCCAAGAGAGAGACCAGAUCCAGGGCAAGGCUAACAGCCUUACCAAAGAGAGAGACCAGCUACAGGGUCAGGCUAGCACCCUUACCAAAGAGAGAGACCAGAUACAGGGCCGGUUUAAGACCCUUACCAAAGAGAGAGACCAGCUACAGGGACAGGCUAGCACACUUACCUCAGAGAGAGACCAGCUAAAGGGCCGAUUUAACACACUUACUAAAGAGAGGGACCAGCUACAGGGGCAGGCUAGCACCCUUACCAAAGAGAGAGACCAGAUACAGGGCCGGUUUAGCACCCUUACUAAAGAGAGAGACCAGCUACAGGGUCUGGCUAGCACCCUUACUAAAGAGAGAGACCAGUUACAGGGCCAGGCUAGCACCCUUACCAAAGAGAGAGACCAGCUUCAGGGCCGGUUUAGCAUCCUUACCAAAGAGAGAGACCAGCUACAGGGCCGGUUUAGCAACCUUACUAAAGAGAGAGACCAGCUACAGGGACGGUUUAGCACCCUUACCAAAGAGAGAGACCAGCUACAGGGCCAGGCUAGCACCCUUACCAAAGAGAGAGACCAGCUACAAGGCCGGUUUAGCACCCUUACUAAAGAGAGAGACCAGCUAAAGGGCCAGGCUAGCACCCUUACCAAAGAAAGAGAUCAGCUACAGGGCCGGUUUAGCACACUUACUAAAGAGAGAGACCAGUUACAGGGCCAGGCUAGCACCCUUACCAAAGAGAGAGACCAGCUUCAGGGCCGGUUUAGCAUCCUUACCAAAGAGAGAGACCAGCUACAGGGCCGGUUUAGCAACCUUACUAAAGAGAGAGACCAGCUACAGGGACGGUUUAGCACCCUUACCAAAGAGAGAGACCAGCUACAGGGCCAGGCUAGCACCCUUACCAAAGAGAGAGACCAGCUACAAGGCCGGUUUAGCACCCUUACUAAAGAGAGAGACCAGCUACAGGGGCAGGCUAGCACCCUUACCAAAGAGAGAGACCAGAUACAGGGCCGGUUUAGCACCCUUACUAAAGAGAGAGACCAGCUACAGGGUCUGGCUAGCACCCUUACUAAAGAGAGAGACCAGUUACAGGGCCAGGCUAGCACCCUUACCAAAGAGAGAGACCAGCUUCAGGGCCGGUUUAGCAUCCUUACCAAAGAGAGAGACCAGCUACAGGGCCGGUUUAGCAACCUUACUAAAGAGAGAGACCAGCUACAGGGACGGUUUAGCACCCUUACCAAAGAGAGAGACCAGCUACAGGGCCAGGCUAGCACCCUUACCAAAGAGAGAGACCAGCUACAAGGCCGGUUUAGCACCCUUACUAAAGAGAGAGACCAGCUAAAGGGCCAGGCUAGCACCCUUACCAAAGAAAGAGAUCAGCUACAGGGCCGGUUUAGCACACUUACUAAAGAGAGAGACCAGCUACAGGGCCGGUUUAGCACCCUUACCAAAGAGAGAAGCCAGCUACGGAGCCAGGCUAGCACCCUUACCAAAGAGAGAGACCAGCUACAGGGCCGGUUAAGCACCCUUACUAAAGAGAGAGACCAGCUAAAGGGCCAGGCUAGCACCCUUACCAAAGAAAGAGAUCAGCUACAGGGCCGGUUUAGCACCCUUACUAAAGAGAGAGACCUGCUACAGGGACGGUUAAGCACCCUUACUAAAGAGAGAGACCAGCUACAGGGCCGUUUUAGCACCAUUAGCAAAGAGAGAGACCAGUUAAAGAGCCAGGCUAGCACCCUUACCAAAGAGAGAGACCAGCUACAGGACUCAAGCUCCAAACUCAUGAAGGAGGUCAAAACCCUGAAUGAUACAGUUGAAUCCCGGAAGUGUCCUCCGGGAUGGAUUAAGUUCCAGUGCAGUUGUUACAAAGGCCAUACUGGCGAAAAGAACUGGGAAGACAGCCGCCAGUACUGCAAGAGCCAACAGGCUGACCUGGUGAUCAUCAACAGCAGAGAGGAGCAGAUAUUUGUCAAUAGUUUGCUCCCGGCAGACACGGACAACUGGAUAGGUUUGAGUGACAAAUGGAUCGAAGGGGUUUGGACCUGGGUGGACGGAACCAGCCCCAACACAACGUAUUGGGGGAGGAACCAGCCAAACAGCCACGGCGGCAAUCAGGACUGUGUCGAGUUCCUCCACAGGGCAGCAAAAAAAACAUGGAAUGGCGGAGGAUGGAACGACCUCGACUGUAAAGUGUUAAGCGGCUGCAUUUGUGAGAAGUAGAGAGUAAAUGUGUUUGGUAUGGGGAUGGAUGUGUGACGUCCAUCACCAGGGGAUGUUAGGAUGUUGCUCGGGAAGGUCCGGAUAUACCUCCUGUCUCCGAACUGUCUUGUGUUGUAUACCGGGAAUGGGUUAACCUAGUGAAUGUUAGUGCUUUGCACUUGUUUCUAUGAACAUCCUUACUGUACCGACAACGAUAUAUUGUUGUUUCUCUUUGUCCUGUCAAAUGUACUAAGUUGCUUGUGGUAAAAGCAUUUGCUAAAUAUCCUAAAUGUAAAUGUAGCGAUGUUUGGAUCUGUCUACGGAUGUCUGGAUGUGUCUAGUGAUGUCUGGAUGUGGCUACUGAGUUCUGGAUGUGUCUAGUGAUGUCUGGAUGUGUCUACUGAGUUCUGGUUGUGUCUAGUGAUGGAGGUGUCUGGAUGUGAUCUCUGAUUGUCACCAGAUGUGCACAAUGACGUUUUAAUGCUUCAUGUUUUUGUUGUAAUGUCGUCAAAUCUAUACAUUUAUCAGAUCAAAUGUUGAGGUGACUGAACUGGUUUACUAUACUGUCACUCGCCCCCUCUUCUCCUCGCUUGUGUUCUGUGAUUGUACUGUGAUUAUUCAUAACCUGGGGCAUAUCUGUAGAAUGUGCUAUCUGUGAAAUUCAUAUGCACUGAUUUGGGUGAAUACACAUAAGGAAUAAUCUAUGUAACAAAACCUGUUGUUCAUCGUUAACAUAAAGCAUUUAUUAUUCAAGCCUACGAUGUCUUCCUCAGAUCAGAUAAGUGUGUUUAACACAACUGUAAAAAACAACACAACUUCAAGUCACUCUGGCUGAGAGCAUCGGCUCUAUGAACUGAAGCUAUAGACUGAAGUUCACAACAGUUUGAAGCCUUAGCCUUGCAGACAACAAUCACCUGUCCAGAGAUGUAGUCAUCUUUAGCAGUGCUUUAUAGUCGAUAAUCAAUAAUCCCCAAGAAAAACCCAUCGCCAUAUUUAUCAACAGAAAAUAGUCAAACAUUUCGUGAUAUUAAGUCUUUUAAACUGUGAAUAUGUGUCGACCUGUGGGGAAGGGGAGGGGUUCUAACAUCGGAGGAGCGCCUUCCCUUGUGUUCCACAACCAUCCCAACAUCAGGAAGAUGAGUCAACAUCACUGCUGGUUCCACUGGACUGGUCCUUCUGGGUGUUGCAUGGUUGGACGACUUCCAGAAGCUCUACUUACUCCAUCAAAACUUGGAAAAAAGGUUCAGAAGUCUUUAUCGAUCUUGAACAGUGAACAAAGACCCACGAGUCGGUCUGUGUCAAAACAAAGAUUGGUUUUGGCUCUAUCACUGCGUCAAAUAUUUUGAGCCAGAUCUUAAUUGGGAUGUCUAGUUUGAUAUUUCUUUUUAUGGCAUAAAAUGCCCUCCUUGCCUUGUCUCUCAGGUCAUUAACAGCUUUGUUGAAAUUUCCUGUGGCGUUCAUGUUUAUGCCGAGGCAGGUAUAAUUUUUUGUUUGCUCUAGAGUAACAGUGUCUAGGUGGAAUGUG